Messenger RNA from Saccostrea cuccullata (small rock oyster), 2648 nucleotides. RefSeq names its product medium-chain acyl-CoA ligase ACSF2, mitochondrial-like. The transcript has 15 exons. Gene Ontology annotation, biological process: fatty acid metabolic process. Lineage: Eukaryota; Metazoa; Mollusca; Bivalvia; Ostreida; Ostreidae. The coding region runs from base 138 to 1949 and encodes 603 amino acids. The record is from RefSeq and is a predicted model, not a curated record. Gene Ontology annotation, molecular function: medium-chain fatty acid-CoA ligase activity.
AUUUCGCGCAUGUGCAGUAACAUAGAUAGAAGAUCUCGAGGAAGGGAGGCCACUCUAAGCUUUCUAGCCGUAAAGUAUGUCAACAAAAGCAGGUCAAGAAGUUUUAUCUUCGUGAUUGACAAGUUUGCAAGAAUAACAUGAAAAACUUUCGCUUUAUAAUUAAGUACAGUCCCCUUUCCAAGUUUAAACCACUCAGAAAUUUGGAUGACAGCGCUGCUAUCUUGGGAAAAAGAUUUUCAAGUACCUCCUCUACAGAUAAACUACAAUGGAGCUACACCCAGGGACCAGGGGACGUCCCUCUACUGGGGGCUACUAUUGGUCAACUUCUACAACAGCGGACCGAGAUGCAUCCUGACAAAACAGCUGUGGUGUUCAGUGGCUCCGGGGACAGGUUAUCCUUCUCUGAGCUGUUAGAACAGGCUGAUCAGCUGGCAGCAGGUUUGCUGAGUCUGGGCGUGAAGAAGGGAGACAGAGUGGGGAUCUGGGGACCAAACAUGGUGGAAUGGGUCGUAACACAGUACGCUACCGCCAGAGCUGGGAUCAUUCUGGUGAAUAUUAACCCACAGUACAGACCAGAAGAACUGGAAUUUACACUAAAUAAAGUUGGUUGUAAAGUUUUGAUAGCAGCAGAAGAUUUCAAAGGUCAAAGCUAUUAUGAGACACUGUUUUACUUGGUGCCAGAAUUAGCAGCUACCAAAGCUGGACAAAUACACAGUCAUUUGCUUCCACAUCUGAAACACAUUAUUAUGAUGGGAAAUAAUUCCUACAUAGGGACAAUCAAGUAUAAUGAGUUGAUGAAGGCAGGAACAAACAAAGAACGAACGGAAAUCCAGAAUUUACAGACUAAACAUCAGUUUGAUGAACCAAUCAACAUACAGUUUACAUCUGGAACAACAGGUAAUCCCAAGGGAGCCACAUUAUCACACCACAACAUCGUAAACAACAGUUAUUUUGUGGCUAAAAGACUUAACUAUGACAAAGAGGACACCCGGAUUUGUAUGCCAGUACCACUUUACCACUGUUUUGGAAUGGUAUUGGGCAGCCUUUGUAAUGUAACGGCAGGAUCUUCGUGUGUUUAUCCCUCGCAGACAUUUGACGCGGGUGCAACACUCAAAGCAGCUGCUGAGGAAAAAUGUACCUCUAUGUAUGGAGUCCCUACUAUGUUUAUAGACAUGCUCAAUCAUCAUGACUUUGACACCUUUGACCUUUCCUCUUUGUACACUGGGGUCAUGGCAGGGUCACCGUGUCCUAUAGAAACGUUACGACAGGUCAUUAGUCGGAUGAACAUGGACAGAGUCACAGUUUGUUAUGGACUUACUGAGACUAGUCCAGUCACCCAUCAAAGCCUACCGACAGAUGAACCAGAAAAACGAGUAACCACCGUGGGUCAACCCCAGAGUCAUGUAGAGUGUAAAGUGAUUGGAGAAAACGGUGACAUUUGUCCAGUGAACACACCGGGGGAGUUAUGUACCCGGGGAUACAACACGAUGCUUUAUUAUUGGGACGAACCAUCUAAAACACAAGAGGUCAUCGCCAUUGACCGAUGGUUCCAUACCGGGGAUAUAGCAGAAAUUGAUGAAAGCGGCUUCUGUAAAAUUGUGGGCAGAAUAAAGGAUUUAAUCAUCCGAGGUGGAGAAAAUGUUUAUCCAACUGAAAUAGAACAAACCAUCUAUAAACAUCUCAAAAUCAAAGACGUGCAGGUUGUAGGGGUCCCUGACGAGAGGUUGGGGGAGGAGAUUUGUGCCUGGAUACAAGUUAAAGAGAACCAAUCUGUUACUGAGGAGGAAAUAAAGUCUUACUGUAAAGAAAAGCUUGCGCGAUUCAAGGUUCCUAAGUACAUCGCCAUUGUUGACGAGUUUCCACUGACGGUAACAGGGAAAGUCCAAAAAUUCAAAAUCCGGGAGAUUGCCAUGGAGAAACUUAGACUUGAACACAUUAGACCACACUAAUAGUCUUAAGGUCAUUCGCAUCGUACAUGUACAUACAAUUUACAAUAUACCUUUUCCACUUAAAAUUUCCCGAAAUAUUCUAAAUUUAAAAUCAUUAUUCCAUAAUACCAUAACACCAUCAGAUGUUCUUAAACUAGAAAUUAGAUUAUAUUACUAGUAUUUUUGUAGAGAUAUCAAAUGAUGAAUAUACUUGUAAUUUUUAAAGAAAAAUUAACAAAACAGUAGCUUAACCAUCUAUUUCUUCAAAAUUUUAUUCAUAAAAGAUGUACAACAUUUCCCUGCGUCAAAAAGUUGCACAAAGGUCCUUCCGUUUUUGAACUCCUUAAUCAUACAGGAAUAGGAAAAAUAGUGUUCAAAAUUUCGUUGUGUACGUCCUUAAACUAGCACAGGCCGUAAAAUAGUUAUCAACCUGGUGAACAGAUAUUGUGUAACCCGGAGUACUUCAGUUGAAAAUUGUCAUCAUUUUAUAUGUCUUUUAUGAAUGUUAUAUUGGUUGUGAUAUUUAAUUCACUGGUAUGAUAGUUGUUACACUUUUUGAGAAAUUUUAGAAUUGUAAUUAAGAAAAUAUAAGCAUGCACACUUUAUAAGUAUAUGAUAUGUAUGGAUAUGCGUUUCAGAAGAGGUCAUCUCAAUUUAUGUAUGUAUGAGAAAAAGAAGAAAAUACAUGUAGUUGAUGAAAUAAAUGAAGGUUGUAUUAAA